GCCGGGGAAGGCGGGGGCGCCUGAUCCGCCGCUGCGGAGCCAAGCGCCGGUCCGCGCCGCUCCUGCGGGCCCGGCUGGCAGCAUGGGGGUGAGGAUGGAGAGCGGCGGCAGGCGGAGCCGAGGGAGUGAACACCCAGCUGUUGUCAUUCCCAGAUGUGGCCCAGCAAGCCCAUUUAAAGGACACUUAAGUACCAAGAGUAAUGCUUUCUGCAUUGAUUCCUCACAGAGUCUAACCAACCAGUACCUGAUCAGAGAUCACCUGAUGUUUCAUUAUAACAAAAUCCUUUCAGCCAAAGCAGCAGUAGACUGUUCAGUGCCGAGAAGUAGGUUGACCAGCAUCAAACUUGCAGAUCAGCAAAGAAGAGAGAAACUGAAAAAGAAGAUAGCCAGGCAUGAAAAAGAAAUGAGUGAGGGUAAAAAUGCCUCACGAUCCAGCUCAAGAGAGAGUGGAAGGCUGCUGUCAUCAUCUUUGGGAAAGAGUUCCUUAGAAGCAGAAGACAAUGACCGUCUCUUCCCCUGCGCCCAGCGGGCACAGUACUUGCCUAGAGCACUGUCACCUCCUGAUGAGCACGGCUUGGUUCGCUCCAGUCCUGUAAAAUAUGCCAGAAAAGAUUCUCGGAAUACAUCUAAUGCCUCUGACUCAAACUCAAGUGUCAGUACCUCAGGUCCACUAAGAAAACACUCUGGAGUUUCAUGCAGUUGCUCUUCUAAUAGUUUUGUUGGCAUCAGUCAUUCCCAGAGACGUCAAGAAACUAACUCCAAAGUAUACAGCAGGGAUCUUCUAGACAGGCACUCUGACUUCUUUACUGAUAGCCGGAAGCCUUUUACUCCACGCACCUUAAUAUCAGAUGCUAAAUCUUUCCUGUCACAGUACAGGUAUUACACUCCUGCUCGAAGGAAAAGGAAAAAUCACUGUAAGCAGCAGGUGGAUGCUGAAACACAGACUGAUGUAAUCAGCUUUCCCUCUGCAGACAAAGCCUCUGAGAGAAAAGUUACGAUUGAACGUCCGAAGAUCGCAGUGAAGGCUGAAGAUGAAAGACAUACUGUGGAUAAGCCUGAGAGAACAUCCACAUUUCAGUACUCUUUCCCAAGAUCAACACCCUUGUGUUGUGAGCAGCCUUCAGCAAGGAGGAAAAUCCAGUCUGAAGAAGAGGAGCUUUUAUAUCUCACUUUCAUUGAAGAUGUAACAAAUGAAAUUCUUAAGCUUGGGCUAUUUUCUAACAGAGUUCUGGAACAAUUGUUUGAGUGUCAUGUACAAGAAAAUAAGUACCAUUUGGAUGAGAAGAAAAUGCGCCAUCUAUUGGGUGUCCUUAAAGUAGACCUUGGCUGCAGCCCAGGCAGAAGUGCUGAGCAAAUCCACGCAAACCAGGAAGCAUUUCACUUCUUAGACCUAGAGACGUUUGAUACCAUGGAGCAGCUCAAGUUUACCAGUAAGAGUCGGAGACAAAGAAAAGCUAAAAAAAGUGAAGAAAUCUUUACAGCCAUGGAUUUAUUAUUGACGGAACCAAGCAAAUGCAAGUCACCAGUGUGUUUUGAAAAUUCAGUAGAUGUUGCUGAAACACUGAAAGCUGGGACAGACUCUCACUCUUCUGCGAAAUCUGAAGGCCCAGAAACUUCACCUGCAUAUGAUGCAACUUUAAACUCUAUUACUUGUGACAGUGAUUUGGAAACCAACAAGGACCUUGAUGACCUUGAAGAAAACUUUGCCGAGGCCCUUCAGCUAUCACCUGGCUAUCCAGAGUAGUAGCCAAAAUGUAGCUGUUAAUAGGAAUGGAGAUAGUUGUGUGGAGAACUGCCAUUCACUGAAUAAAUAGCAGUAAAUUAUUUGUUACAUCUUCAGUGUUUCUGUUUAAAGACUGCUACAGUCUCUCUAGCAGGGUAUUAUUUAUGAGGCAUUAAUUGAUCUCUGUACUAAUGUAGAUUGUAAAGGGUAAAGUCAGUAAUCAAAAAGAAUUUUUGUAUAUUUUGUCUAUAAUUGUAUAACCCAGAAUUAACUUUUGAGAUUAUUA
Messenger RNA from Rhea pennata, 2009 nucleotides. It is a transcript of the gene SPATA7, whose product is annotated as spermatogenesis associated 7. The record is from RefSeq and is a predicted model, not a curated record. Gene Ontology annotation, cellular component: axoneme; photoreceptor distal connecting cilium; rod photoreceptor outer segment. Bases 83 to 1744 code for a protein of 553 amino acids. The transcript is spliced from 12 exons. Gene Ontology annotation, biological process: protein localization to photoreceptor connecting cilium; protein localization to photoreceptor outer segment; microtubule cytoskeleton organization. NCBI's taxonomy places the organism in Eukaryota, Metazoa, Chordata, Aves, Rheiformes, Rheidae.